Molecule: messenger RNA, 1092 nt
Organism: Tarenaya hassleriana
Lineage: Eukaryota; Viridiplantae; Streptophyta; Magnoliopsida; Brassicales; Cleomaceae
Product: lectin-like protein At1g53080
Exons: 1
Coding region: 69-899 (276 amino acids)
Molecular function (GO): carbohydrate binding
Source: RefSeq, a predicted model, not a curated record
GUCCUCUCACCACUUCAUCCUCGUAUCUUUUGUUUUUCCCAUUGCAAUAACAAAAACACUAAAACACGAUGCAAGUCCACAAACUCUGUCUUCUUUCUCUACUCAUCAUCCUGUUCGGUUCUCAACCCAGUUUCGCCGUCAAGUUCAACUUCAAGAGUUUCGAUGGCUCGGACUUGGUCUUCCUUGGAGACGCCGAGCUCGGAGCCGCACCAGAUGGCACGAGCCGGUCCGGGUCUCUCUCCAUGACACGUGAUGACCCUUUCUCCCACGGUCGUGGACUGUACAUCAAUCCAAUCCUUUUCAAGCCUUCAAACUCUUCUCCCUCUUCGACACCUUAUCCAUUUGAAACAUCUUUCACAUUCUCCAUCAAACCCCAAAAGACAAAUCCCAUCCCUGGUCAUGGCCUCGCCUUCGUCAUCGUCCCCGAGGCAACCCACGACGUUGCGGGACCCGCUGGAUUCCUCGGCUUCCUCAACCGCACCAACAAUGGCAACCCUAACAACCACGCUUUCGCCGUAGAGUUCGACGUCGUUCAGGACAAAAGCCUAGGAGACAUCAACGACAACCACGUCGGAAUCGACGUGAACUCUGUCGUUUCGGUGGUUUCUGAGAAAGCCGGUUACUGGGUUCGGGCAAGAAGAGAGUGGUCGUUCCAGGAGGUGAAGCUGAGCAGUGGGGACAAGUACAAGGCCUGGAUCGAGUACAGGAAGCAGAGGCUUACCGUCACGAUCGCGCCUGAAGACGUUAAGAAACCCAAGAGGCCUUUGAUCGAUACGAACAUCGAUCUAUCCAACGUCUUUCUCGAGAAAAUGCACGCUGGCUUUAGCGGCGCGAUGGGCCGUGGCAUCGAGCGUCACGAGAUAUGGAGCUGGGGCUUCAAGAACACCGCCAAGAAGUGAUGCUGAGACAUUGGUUCGGUCUGUUUUCGUAUCUUUUUUUUGUUAUAUUUAAUUUGUUACCACAACUGGGGUCUUUGGAGACUUGGAGUGAAUAAAAAGCCAAGCUUGUGGCUUUGUUGUGUUGUAUGUUAUGUUACAAUUCAUAGAAACAUAUCUGUAAUAAAAGAAUCUUGUUUACAAACUUUUUUAUUUA